Molecule: messenger RNA, 1533 nt
Organism: Closterium sp. NIES-65
Lineage: Eukaryota; Viridiplantae; Streptophyta; Zygnematophyceae; Desmidiales; Closteriaceae
Source: the annotation of a GenBank genome assembly
AUGGCCGGGACGCGCCGAGGCGCCCGCGUCGCCGCACGACUGGGCCGAGCCGAAGGCGAUCUCGCUGAUUGGGUCGACCGGGUCUAUCGGCACUCAGACUUUGGACAUAGUGGCGGAGCAUCCCGACAGGUGCGCCAGUUCCAGCCGUCGCUGGUGUCGGUGCAGAACCCCGCGCUGGUGGGGGAGCUCAGGAGGCGCUCGCGGAAUGGAGCGCAUGCCGGAGAUCGUGGCGGAGACUCGGGGAUCGUCGAGGUGAGGCGAGGACAGGGAGGAGAAGUGCUGGGGUGGCACGGCAUCCUGAUGCGGAGACAGUGGUCACGGGCAUUGUGGGGUGGCGCGGGACUCAAGCCGACAGUGGCGGCCAUAGAGGCGGGCAAGGACAUCGCCCUGGCGAACAAGGAGACGCUCAUCGCAGGCGGGCCGUACGUGCUGCCGCUCGCCAAGAAGCACGGCUGCCACAUCCUGCCCGCUGACAUCGGAGCACUCUGCCAUCUUCCAGGUGCGCCCUGCCCAGACCGCGUGGUUAAUAUCCUCCCCCCCUUCAACACCCCCCCACCCCCACCCCCCCCCACUCCCCCCUCCCACCCCUCCUUCUCCCCUUUGUAUGCGCGGCAGUGCAUCCAAGGGCUGCCAGAGGGCGGUCUGCGUCGCAUCAUCCUCACUGCCUCUGGUGGCGCCUUCAGGGACUGGCCGGUGGAGAAGCUCAAGGAGGUGACCCCAGCGGACGCGUUGAAGCAUCCCAACUGGAGCAUGGGCAGGAAGAUCACUGUCGACUCUGCUACACUCAUGAACAAGGUGCGUGGGGGCAGGCAGCAGGUGGGCAAGGGGAGUGUACAAGGGCUGGAGGUGAUAGAGGCGCACUACCUGUUUGGCGCGGACUAUGACAACAUUGACAUUGUGAUCACCCUCAGAGCAUCAUCCACUCCAUGGUUGAGACUCAGGUGGGCACUGGGCAUGCCUGAGCUCGCUGUCUCACUUUGCUCUUCCUCCGCCCCUCUGCCUCCUCUCCACGCAUCUCAUUUACUGUGUUUCUACCCCCUCUUCGCCCUUUACUCCCUCUGGCCCUUGCAGGAUUCGUCGGUGUUGGCGCAGCUGGGGUGGCCGGACAUGCGGCUGCCCAUCCUCUACACCCUCUCCUGGCCCGACCGUGUCCCCACCUCUGAAGUCACCUGGCCCCGCCUCGACUUCAUCAAGUGCUGCUCUCUUGCCCUCAUGCCCUCAUGCACUCAUGCCCUCAUGUCGUGGGGGGACCGUGACACGUACCCUCCAUCCAUAGUCCUGUUGUAUGCGGGAGGGCGGGCGGGUGGCACCAUGACUGGUGUGCUCAGCGCCGCCAACGAGCAGGCCGUGGAGAUGUUCCUCGAUGACAAGAUCCACUAUCUCGACAUCUGCCGGGUGAUCGAGGGCACGUGUGAUCGCCAUCGCAAUGACCUCGUGCUUGCCCCGUCACUGGAGGACAUCGUGCACUUCGACCAAUGGGCUCGCGUCUACGCUGCUGAGGUGGCAUCCAAGCUCAGCACCGUCUCUGUUUAG